UUCAUUGCGUAACAUCCGACAUUCAGAGUGAAGACUUCCUGCCUGCCAACCCAACGAUGGCGUCCUGUUUUGAGGUAUCUGCGUCGGUCACUGAUGAACAGACCGAAUGUGCUGCAUCUCAGAAAAGAGAGGAGAGACUGCGAAAAUUCCGGGAACUGCAUUUCAAAAGGAAUGAAGCACGCAAACUCAAUCACAAGGAGGUUGUGGAGGAGGACAAAAGACUGAAGCUACCAACUAACUGGGAGGCAAAGAAAGCCCGUCUGGAGUGGGAACUAAUGACUGAUGAAAAGAAAAAGGAGUGUGCGGCCAAAGGGGAYGACUAUGACCGGGUGAAACUGCUAGAGAUCAGUGCUGAGGAUGCUGAGCGGUGGGAGAGAAAGAAGAAGAAGAAGAACCCUGACCCAGGAUUCUCAGGUUACGCGGAGGCCCAGCUGCGACAGUACCAGCGCCUCACCAAACAGAUCAAACCAGACAUGGACGGCUACGAGAGGCAGCGAGAGCAGUGUGGCGAGGACUUCCACCCCACAUCCAACAGCCUGAUCCAUGGGACCCACAUCCCAUCCAAGGAGGGCAUCGACCGCAUGGUGGAGGAUGUGGAGAAACAGAUUGAGAAGCGGGCCAAAUACAGCCGACGCAGGGCCUAUAACGAUGACGCAGACAUCGACUACAUCAAUGAGAGGAACGCCAAGUUCAACAAGAAGGCAGAGCGGUUCUAUGGCAAAUACACAGCCGAGAUCAAGCAGAAUCUGGAGAGAGGCACAGCAGUCUAACUGGACUGGUCAAUCUAAUGGACGCUACCAUUUCCACUGCUUUGUUGUAACUGAAGGUCAUAAUUAGUCACUGUGGUUACAGGACCGGCCAUGUACAUAGAAACCCCAUUUCAGUUGGUCACAAUGCUUACAUAUCAGAGAUCUAAGUUUGUAUUUUGACGCUGACAUUUCUUUAGAGCCAUUUUCUAACAUUUUACUGUAUUGUUACUAUAACACUGUGAAUCAGGUGGAAUGGCUAACUCUUGAGUACAACCUGAAUAAUCUUGUAAUGCUAUUUCUGCCUUUCUGUCAAUGUUUAUCGUGUGAAUGAACACGCAUUAAAAAAAAAGAACACUUAUAAAAUAAAAUAGCGUUUUUGUAGUAUA
Messenger RNA from Salvelinus sp. IW2-2015, 1135 nucleotides. RefSeq names its product pre-mRNA-splicing factor syf2. The transcript has 7 exons. NCBI's taxonomy places the organism in Eukaryota, Metazoa, Chordata, Actinopteri, Salmoniformes, Salmonidae. Gene Ontology annotation, cellular component: Prp19 complex; post-mRNA release spliceosomal complex; catalytic step 2 spliceosome. Bases 57 to 770 code for a protein of 237 amino acids. The record is from RefSeq and is a predicted model, not a curated record.